CAGGUCAGGCUAUCUACUGCGACAAUGGGUGAGGCGGAGGCACCGCCCUCGCCGGCGGUGAUGUCGAGGUCGGUGUUCUACGACGGCUGCCCCGGCUGCGCCAUGGAACGGAAGCUCGAGAGCAGCAAAGGCAUCCCCUACAAGGAGUUCAUCUUUGUUGGCAUCACCACGAUUGCCUCGUCUUUACCAAUAUCCUCAUUGUUCCCAUUCUUGUACUUCAUGAUAGAAGACCUACAUGUGGCAAAAAAGGAACAAGAUAUUGGAUUAUAUGCUGGAUUCCUUGGUGCAUCAUAUAUGGUUGGGAGAUGUUUUGCUUCACUCUUUUGGGGUGUGGUGGCCGAUCGUAUAGGGAGGAAACCUAUAAUUAAAUUUUCUAUUUUAUCAGUUGUCAUCUUCAACACUCUGUUCGGAUUAAGUGUGAGGUAUUGGAUGGCAAUUGCCACGAGAUUCCUUCUUGGUGCUCUAAAUGGCAUGCUUGCCCCGAUAAAGGCUUAUUCCAUUGAAGUUUGUCGACCUGAACAUCAGGCUCUAGGAUUAUCAAUCGUAAGCACUGGUUGGGGCAUAGGACUUGUUGUGGGUCCAGCCAUUGGAGGCUACUUUGCACAACCUGCUAAGCAAUAUCCAAACAUAUUUUCUGAGAAGUCCAUUUUUGGGAGGUUCCCAUACUUCUUGCCAUGCCUUUGUAUCUCACUCAUCGCUCUUGUUGUUCUAAUAAGCUGCAUAUGGCUGCCAGAGACACUUCAUAAGCAUAAAAAUGUUGAAGGUGGAAUUGAAAUGAUUGACAACUCAAGAAGUACACUUGAAGAAGAUUCACAUAAACAGAAGAAUCUGUAUAAAAAUUGGCCAUUGAUUUCCUCUAUCAUUGCAUAUUGUGUUUUCACGCUUCAUGAUACAGCAUAUAGUGAGAUAUUUUCCUUAUGGGCUGUAAGUGACAAAAAGUACGGUGGAUUAAGUUUUUCAUCUAAAGAAGUUGGCCAAGUUCUUGCAGUUGCAGGUGCUGGUUUGCUUGUGUACCAGCUUUUCAUCUACAGAUCAGUUCAUAGAUUUCUUGGAUCUGUCAAUUCAUCUCGUGUUGCUUCGGCUUUGUCCAUACCAAUUCUUGCUGCAUAUCCCUUUAUGACACACUUGUCAGGGUUUAGACUUGGGAUAGCUCUUUACCUUGCUACGAUUUUAAAGGGUGUUCUAUCGAUAACUAUCAUAACAGGCACUUCCCUACUUCAAAAUAAUGCAGUGUCACAAAGUCAAAGAGGUGCUGCGAAUGGUAUAUCUACAACAGCAAUGUCCUUCUUCAAGGCAAUUGCUCCAGCAGGAGCAGGCGCUCUGUUCUCUUGGACCCAAAAACGCCAAAAUGCAGCCUUCUUUCCAGGGGAUCAAAUGAUAUUCUUUAUUCUGAAUUUGAUUGAAUUAGUUGGACUUGUGCUGACCUUCAAGCCGUUCCUGGCAAUACCAAAUGCCAUGGCUCAGGGUGGCAAGAAGAAGCUGGCCACGUUGGUCGGCUGCAACUACGCCGGCACGCCCAACGAGCUCAAGGGCUGCAUCAACGACGUCGUCGCCAUGCGCGACAUCCUCGUCGCCCGCUUCGGCUUCGCGCCGGGCGACGUCGCCGUUCUCACUGACGACCGCGGCUCGCCGGUGCUCCCCACCGGCGCCAACAUCAAGCGCGCGCUGGCCGACAUGGUCGCCCGCGCGGCGGCCGGGGACGUGCUCUUCUUCCACUACAGCGGCCACGGCACGCUCGUCCCGCCGGUGAAGGGGCACCACGGCGGGUGCGACGAGGCCAUCGUGCCCUGCGACUUCAACCUCAUCACCGACGUCGACUUCCGGCGGCUCGUGGACCUGGUGCCGCACGGCGCGAGCUUCACCAUGGUGUCGGACUCGUGCCACAGCGGCGGCCUCAUCGACCUCGAGAAGGAGCAGAUCGGCCCCUCCGUCCUGUCCGGCGGUGCACCGGCCGCUGCUGGUGCUGAUUCCACUCCAGCGGCCACGCGCGGCGCCACUGCCCGGUUCAUACCGUACAGCGCCGUCAUCGACCACCUCUCCGGCGUCUCGGGCAUCGACGCCGCGCACCACGUCGCCGAACACCUCCUCGCGCUCUUCGGCACGGACGCCAGCGCCAUGUUCCACCACCACGACCACGACGGCAAACAGCCGGCGCGCCCCGACGACGGCAUCCUGCUGAGCGGGUGCCAGACGGACGAGACGUCGGCCGACGUGCCGGAGGACGACGAGGCGGCGGCGGCGGGCGGCAAGGCGUGUGGGGCGUUCAGCAACGCGAUACAGACCGUGCUGGCGUCGCACCCGGAGCCGGUGAGCAACCGGGAGCUGGCGACCAUGGCCAGGAAGGUGCUGAGCGAUCAGGAGUUCGAGCAGCACCCGUGCCUCUACUGCAGCGACGCCAACGCCGAGGCACCAUUCCUGUGGCAGGAGAAGGAGGAGAAGACGGCCGCGGUCACCGCGGCGGCGGAGCCGGCCAUGUCGGCGCUCUGAUUUGUGUUCGACAGAGGCAGAUUGGCCAAGAACAGUGACUAAAAAUGAAUUUAACAAUAAGAUUUUACUCUUAUUUAUUCAAUGUCACAACAAGUUAAAUGUAUGCCAUCAAGCUGAAGGACGCAUGUUUAUUGAUUCUUGUAUUGAUGAAUAUAUCGUUAGUUCAUUAUUCUUACACA
Messenger RNA from Oryza brachyantha (malo sina), 2666 nucleotides. RefSeq names its product protein ZINC INDUCED FACILITATOR-LIKE 1. Bases 25 to 2487 code for a protein of 820 amino acids. Gene Ontology annotation, biological process: proteolysis; transmembrane transport. The record is from RefSeq and is a predicted model, not a curated record. Gene Ontology annotation, molecular function: cysteine-type endopeptidase activity; transmembrane transporter activity. The transcript has 18 exons. Lineage: Eukaryota; Viridiplantae; Streptophyta; Magnoliopsida; Poales; Poaceae.